Molecule: messenger RNA, 1765 nt
Organism: Paralichthys olivaceus (Japanese flounder)
Lineage: Eukaryota; Metazoa; Chordata; Actinopteri; Pleuronectiformes; Paralichthyidae
Source: RefSeq, a predicted model, not a curated record
GUAAUGGAGCACUGCAUCAGACAGAACAAUGCUGUGGACAUCUACCAGGAGUACCUGGAGGAGGAGGAGGAGGUGGGGGGAAGUCAGGAGCCGCCAUCCGCCAAGACCAUCAAUGUUUUUAGAGAUCCUAAUGAGGUGAAACGUACCAUCACUGGUCUGUCUUGGCAUCCAGACAGCGGCAGAAAGCUGGCGGCUGCCUAUUCCUGCCUCGAGUUCCAGAAAACCUCCAAAGACAUGAGCCUGGACUCCUACAUCUGGGACAUUGAGAAUCCAAACAGACCAGAGAUGACACUCAAGCCAACAUCGCCCCUCAUCUGUCUGGACUAUAAUCCCAAAGAUUCACACACUCUGCUGGGCGGCAGCUUCAAUGGGCAGAUCGUGUACUGGGACACCCGGAGAGGUGGCCAGCCGGUGGAGUUUUCCUCUGUGGAGCAGAGUCACAGGGACCCAGUCUAUAAAAUCGUCUGGCUGCAGUCCAAGACCGGAACUGACGCAUUCUCUGCCUCCACGGAUGGACAGGUUCUGUGGUGGGAUGUUCGCAAGUUGAGCGAGCCAACAGAGCGUCUGGUUCUGGACCUCGGCAGGGAAGGGAACCUAAAUCGGGCUUUAGGAGCCAUCUCACUGGAGUUUGAAGCCACCAUGCCGACUAAGUUCAUGGUGGGGACAGAGCAGGGCGUUGUCGUCUCCUGUAACAGGAAGGCAAAGACACCGGCUGAGAAAAUUGUUUGUACGUACGAUGGUCACCACGGACCCAUCUAUGCCCUCCAGAGGAAUCCUUUCUUUCCCAAAAACUUCCUCACCGUGGGGGACUGGACGGCCCGAAUCUGGUCUGAGGACAUCAAGGAAUCAUCAAUCAUGUGGACCAAAUAUCAGAUGUCAUUCCUGACAGACGCCUGCUGGAGUCCAGUCAGACCCUCUGUCUUCUUCACAGUAAAGAUGGACGGUGUCUUGGAUGUCUGGGACAUCCUAUUCAAACAGAACGACCCCACGCUCAGUCUCAAGGUGUGUGACCAGGCUCUGAACAGCCUUUGCAUUCAGGAUAACGGGCGUUUGGUAGCGUGUGGUUCUCAGCAUGGUGAGGCCACGCUGCUGGAAAUCUGCUCUGGACUGUCGACGCUCCAGAAGAAUGAGAAGAAUCUGCUGGCUGCUAUGUUUGAGCGCGAGACAAAGCGAGAGAAGAUUCUGGAGGCUCGACAGAGAGAGAUUCGUCUGAAGGAGAGGAGUCGAUCAGAGCAGAGCAAAGAGGAGGAAGGAGGUCAGGAGGAGGGAGAGGAGAGUCCUGAUCAGCUGAUCCUCAGAGCCGAGAAUGACUUUUCCAGCAUGGUGGAGAUGGAGCAGAGGAGGAGGAGGGAGAGGGAGCAGGAAUCAAACCAGGAGAAAGACGUCUGUGAAGAACAAGAAGUGAACGACGAACAGAAACUUGAUAUAAACAUGAAGUGAAUGAUGACUUGAAAGGUUUCACCUCUUUGAAAUAUUCAGAGACUGAAUUUUGUUUGAUCCAACGAGGAAACGUUUCACGGGAAAAGAUUUCCAGAAGACACGAGGACGAGAUCAAAGAGAUGAAACCAACAGUGUUGUGAUCUCACGCCCUCGGGAUUAGAGGGAGUUUGUUCCCGUGGCUAUGGUAACGUCUGAUAACAGGUAGCGUUUCAGUUUGUAAUCUCAGAAUUUAUUCUACAGACUUUUUGUUUCCUGAGAAAUGUUCAGGUCUUUGUUCUACGUCCUGUGAUCAAAUUAUGAUUUCUAAUAAAAAACGUUUCUCACA